Molecule: messenger RNA, 1618 nt
Organism: Zea mays
Lineage: Eukaryota; Viridiplantae; Streptophyta; Magnoliopsida; Poales; Poaceae
Product: CF9
Exons: 1
Coding region: 71-1198 (375 amino acids)
Source: RefSeq, marked validated
ACCUCCCACGUGGCCUCGCCAAUCGCCAUCUACCCUAUUCCCCGGGCAUCGGAGACCGGGACGCCCAAGGAUGGACCGCCUCGUCCUCUUCUCCCGCCGCCGCCGCCGCUGGAUCCUCCUCACCGCGGCCGGUGCAGCGGCGGCUGUCGGCGCGUACAAGAUCUACCACCAUCCGGUCGUCGCGGAGCGCCGCCACCGCCUCGUGCGCCUUGCCGCCGCCGUCGCGGCCAUCGCCGACGCCGCCACGUCGUCCGCCGACGCGGCGGCCCUGGUGGUCUCCGAUCUCGCCGACUUCGUCCGGUCCGACGCGGACGAGGUCCCCCGCAGCGUCAAGCAGCUGGCCAAGCUCGCUGCCUCCCCCGAGGUCUCCGCCACCGUCUCCACCCUAUCCGAGGCAGUAACCUCCGGGAUGUUCCGCGGGGCGGGAUCCUCUAGCUCCGGGCCCGGAUCCGGCGGUACCGUGGCCCUCUCCGAUCGUUUCGUAGACAAGCUCUUCUCUGAUUCAGGCGAGCGUCUCGCGUCCGCGGUUGCCGGAAGCUUCGCUCGCCAUCUCGUGCUCGCCUAUUACUCCGCUCCUUCACCUCAGGGGGAGGCGUCCUCCUCCCCGACGGUGUGGGUCAACGUGGUCGCGACUGGAAAGUGCCGGAAGGCGAUAAGCACCUGGGUUGAGGUCUUCGUGGGCACCGCGGUUAGGGAGUUCAUUGACAAGACCAUCCACAUCAACACCUACGAACAGAUCUUCGAAGGGCUCACCAAUCCGAAACAUGAUGCCAAGGUCAAGGAAUUGCUUGUUUCAGUGUGCAAUAGUGCGGUUGAGACUUUGGUGAAGACCACUCACCAUGCCCUGUACAAUACUAAUGACAACUUGGAUGCAAAUGAUAGUUGUAGUGGCAGUGGCAAUGGCAAUGGAGUUGGGGAAGGUUGGGUGGAGAGGGUGUCGAGCACAUUGGCAGUUCCUAGCAACAGGAAGUUUGUGCUUGAUGUUACAGGGAGGGUCACAUUUGAGACGGUGAGGUCAUUUCUGGAGUUUGUUCUUUGGAAGCUACAAGAUGGGGCAAGGAAGGGUGGUGACUCUAUGGUUGACAGUGGGCUGCGUGUCGUGAGGUAUAUGAGCGAUAAGUCAAUGGUUAUCGCUACGAUCUGCAUUACAUUGUGCUUGCAUGUGUUGAAUGGGACUAGGCUCUUGGUAGCAGCUUAAAGAGCGUAAUCGUUUGCCUUUCCUAUUUUUGCACAUUGUUUGUAUAAAACUGUAGGAACCAUACUUAAACUGUAAAUCAGAAAAGAGUGGAAAGAAGAUCAAUUAUGCAGCAUAAGUCUGUUAUGCAUGUAUACUUGAGAUUGGUCUGCACGACUUUAGUGAGCGAGAUGUUGAUCUGUAGUACUGCCUGGGAUUAAUUGGCAUUUAGAUGCCUGCUGUUAUUGAAGCCUUUUUUUUUAAAAAAAACAAGUAUAGCAUUACUAAUAUUGUGGGGGGUCAAGUUGGACCACUAAAUUAUGUGCUUUUGUAUCUUGUCACCAAUGAUGUAAAAAGCUUGCCUUUUCACGCCAUUAUUGAAUUAUGUAAGAUCUCAAGUUUGUUUUCAAUGAUACGAGUUAUUUACUCGCUUGGGGUUUAAGU